Pelecanus crispus (Dalmatian pelican) is the source of this 1849-nucleotide messenger RNA. The record is from RefSeq and is a predicted model, not a curated record. NCBI's taxonomy places the organism in Eukaryota, Metazoa, Chordata, Aves, Pelecaniformes, Pelecanidae.
GGUGAAGUAAACUCAAGUAUGGAAAAGAGAACAUUUCAAAGAACAUCUGGUGAUAGCCAAACAAUUGCACCUGACUCUAGUAAACAUCACAGUGUUUUGGAAGAAUUCUUGAAAGAUAAAGAGAAAUGCACAGGGUUGCACUGAAAACAAGACAUCAACUGACGUUGCAAACCAUAGUGGCGUGGAGGAAGAUGUCUGUGUGAGUAUCAUUGAGCUAAAGGACAACAUGCUUGAGGAAGCUGGUAGCUUGAGCAGAACUCGAUCAUGGGAGUCAACCAAGGUUUCUGAGUUAAAUCCUAAUGCAAAGGUGUGGGGAAAUCAUAUGUUACACUUGGAAGCAAGUGGUGCCACUGAUGGUAGCGUGAGCAAAACGUGGGAAGAAAUACCUGACCAACCUCCAGAUUCUUGUAAAGAAGGACUGGAUGCCAAUGGUGAUGGCGACAAAAAACAUCAGAAUGCAGUGCUGACAGAGCUGCAGGAGCCGUCACCAGCUGUUUCGGUGUCAGACCAGACAGAUAUGAACCCUCUGGCUCUUGAUCAUUCUGAGUAUGAGUCUAUGCAUGAAACCACCCAAACAGGUGGAAACGAACAGUUGCAGCCAGAAGGUCAGGAAGAUUUACGAGAAUUACUGAAAAAAACACUGGAAUUCUGCUUAUCUAGAGAAAAUCUUGCCAGUGACAUGUACCUUAUUUCACAGAUGGACAGUGAUCAGUAUGUGCCAAUAAUGACAGUAGCAAACCUUGAUCAUGUCAAGAAACUCAGUACUGAUAUGGAUUUGAUUGUUGAAGUGCUGAGAUCAUUGCCUUUAGUCCAAGUGGAUGAGAAGGGAGAAAAAGUUAGGCCGAACCAGAAUCGCUGUAUUGUGAUUUUACGUGAAGUACCCGAAUCUACCCCCAUUGAAGAGGUUGAAGCACUUUUCAAAGGAGAUAAUUUGCCUAAGUUUAUCAACUGUGAGUUUGCCUAUAAUGACAACUGGUUCAUCACAUUUGAAUCAGAAGCUGAUGCACAGCAGGCUUACAGAUACCUUAGAGAAGAAGUGAAAACUUUCCAAGGAAAACCAAUUAAGGCAAGGAUAAAAGCAAAGGCAAUAGCUAUAAACACAUUUUUGCCGAAGAAUGGAUAUAGACCUCUGGAUAUGAACCUCUACACACAGCAGCGUUACACAACAUCCUUUUACUUACCUCCAGUAUACAGUCCCCAUCAGCAGUUUCCAUUGUACAGCUUAAUUGGCCCACAGACCUGGUCAGCCACGCACAGCUACCUUGACCCUUCAUUGGUAACACCAUUUCCAAAUACGGGAUUUAUCAAUGGGUUCACAUCUCCAACCUUCAAGCCUGCUGCUUCUCCGUUGACUACACUCAGACAAUAUCCUCCUAGGAACAGGAAUCCUAGCAAGUCUCAUAUACGACAUACAAUACCCAGUGCAGAAAGGGGACCUGGGCUUCUAGACAGUCCUACAAUAUUCAACUUUUCUGCUGAUCGUUUAAUCAAUGGCGUCAGGAGUCCACAGACGCGGCAGCCGGGACAAAACAGGACACGGAUGCAGAAUGCUACUACGAGUUAUACCAAGAGGGAAGUAGGAACUGGACGGAUGGAACAGACCAGCCUUGACUCGUCUCCUGGAUUAGGUAGAGGAAGGAAAAACUCAUAUGGCUACCGAAAGAAAAGGGAGGACAAGUUUACAGUGAGCCAAACACAGUCUCCACCACCCCCAAAACCUCCAUCUCCUAGCUUUGAAUUGGGUUUAUCUAGCUUUCCUCCACUACCCGGGGCUGCUGGCAAUUUAAAGACCGAAGACCUUUUUGAAAACAGACUGUCCAGUGUGGUAAUAGGAACGUCAAAAGAAAGA